AUGAAGAUUGAACUUGUCAUUGUUUUUUCCUUGAUUUGCAAUUUGAUUUUUGGUGUUUAUUCAAGCACUUUCACAAUUAAGAACAAUUGCCCUUAUGGAAUCGCACCGGCAACGUUAACUGGGACAGGAGAAUCAAUAUCCACCGGAUUUGAACUAGCGCCACAAGCUUCAAACGCUAUUAACAUACCAGGCUCAUGGUCUGGACGAGUCUGGGCCCGUUUCCAAUGCUCAAAUGAUGGCAAGCAGUUUCAUUGUGACAGUGGAGAUUGUGGUUCUGGUCAAGUAACAUGCAACGGGGCUGGUGCGGUCCCACCAGCAACCCUUGUCGAGUUUACCCUACAUGAUGCAAACUCAAAAGAUUUUUAUGACAUUAGCCUUGUAGAUGGAUUUAAUCUGCCUGUUUCAGUUGUACCACAAGGUGGUUGUCCAACUACUAAUUGUCCUAGUGACAUUAACUCUAGAUGCCCUCCUGAGUUAGUUGUGAAAGAUGGAGCAGGAAGGACAGUUGGGUGUAAAAGUGCAUGUGAGGCAUUUCAUCAACCACAAUAUUGUUGCACUGAUGAUCACAAUACACCAGAGACAUGCCCGCCAACAAAUUAUUCUGAGUUUUACAAGAAUUUAUGCCCAGAUGCUUAUUCUUAUGCUUAUGAUGACCAAUCAAGCACUUUUACAUGCAAUGCUGGCAAUGAUUAUUUAAUUACAUUUUGCCCAUAA
Erigeron canadensis is the source of this 714-nucleotide messenger RNA. RefSeq names its product thaumatin-like protein 1b. Bases 1 to 714 code for a protein of 237 amino acids. NCBI's taxonomy places the organism in Eukaryota, Viridiplantae, Streptophyta, Magnoliopsida, Asterales, Asteraceae. Gene Ontology annotation, cellular component: extracellular region. The transcript has 2 exons. Gene Ontology annotation, biological process: defense response. The record is from RefSeq and is a predicted model, not a curated record.